Anguilla anguilla (European eel) is the source of this 996-nucleotide messenger RNA. It is a transcript of the gene lrrc10, whose product is annotated as leucine rich repeat containing 10. Gene Ontology annotation, molecular function: protein binding. The annotation marks the transcript as partial. NCBI's taxonomy places the organism in Eukaryota, Metazoa, Chordata, Actinopteri, Anguilliformes, Anguillidae. The record is from RefSeq and is a predicted model, not a curated record. The transcript has a single exon.
GACAGAGAGAGACUGAGUGACUCACAGACUGAGAGAAACUGAGUGACUGAGAGAGACUGACAGACUAAGGGGGUGUGGCUAUCACCUGAGUGACUGGGGGGUGUGGCUAUGACCUGAGUGACUGGGGGGUGUGGCUAUGACCUGAGUGACAGGGGGCUUUAGUACCAGCUGCACGCUAUUGGCUGGCUCAUUACCCGGGCAGCAGCACAGAGCCCAGCGCAGGGAGGGGGCGCGGGAGGCAUGGGGAACGUGCUGCGUAGCGCGGUGGCCUUCAUCCCCUCCGAGCGCUGCCAGCGCUUCCUGGUGGGCGAGCUGAAGGAGAUGCCGCUGGACUGCACGCUGGACCUGAGCGGCUGCCACCUGCGGCGCCUCCCCCUGGCCGCCUGCGCCUUCGACCGGCUGGUCAGGCUCUACCUCAGCAACAACCGGCUGGGCGGCCUGCCCCCGGAGCUGCGCCAGCUGCGCAGCCUGCAGCUGCUGGCGCUCGACUUCAACUGCCUGGAGGAGCUGCCCCUGGCGGUCUGCGGCCUGCCCCAGCUCAACACCCUCUACCUCAGCAACAACCGGCUGGACAGCCUGCCCCCGGAGCUGGCGCUGCUGGCCGAGCUCCGCACCCUGUGGCUGGAGGCCAACUGCUUCGCCGAGUUCCCCGACGUGCUCUGCCACCUGCCCGCCCUGCGCACCCUCCACCUGGGCUACAACCGGCUGCGGGCCCUGCCGCCGGAGCUGGCCGCCCUGGGGGAGCUGCACAGCGUGUGGCUGGCGGGGAACCUGCUGGCCGACUUCCCGCCGGUGCUGCUGGAGAUGCACCAGCUGGGCGUGAUCGACGUGGACCGCAACCGCAUCCGCCGCUUCCCGCCGCUGGCGCACCUGGCGGGGCUCAGCCUGGUCAUCUACGACCACAACCCCUGCGUCAACGCGCCCGCCGUGGCGCCCGGCGUGCGCCGCGUGGGCCGCUGGGCCGACUGCGCCGACGACGAGGACGAGGAGGAGGAG